Messenger RNA from Pelobates cultripes (western spadefoot toad), 774 nucleotides. The record is from the annotation of a GenBank genome assembly. Lineage: Eukaryota; Metazoa; Chordata; Amphibia; Anura; Pelobatidae.
AUGGAGGCCGCAAGCCAGAUCAUAGAAUCACUCCCAUCCACACCAGCCAGGUUCUCCCCAACACUGUCAGAGUCACAGCAGCAGCAGCAAGAUGGUGAGUGGAGGGAUAUCAUACCCAACCUACUUACCAAGUCAGAUUUUGAGGCACUCUCAGACCGCCUUGGGCGGGUGGUACGCGAGGAGGUGGCCCAGCUGCGCGCCGACAUGGCGAAUGUGGAGGCCCGCAUGGCGGUGGCAGAAACCGAGACCAGGGCACUGAGAACAGACUUAGAGCAAACUAACACAGCAGUUAUGACCCAAGAGGCAGAUAUAGCAUACCUCACCACGUGGGUUGACGAUUUGGAUAACCGCGGCCGCAGACUGAACCUGCGGGUCCGCGGGGUGAGAGAGGGGGGCCCCUCAGAGAACGUGCCAGAAGUGCUUCGGCAAAUUUUCACCCACAUACUGGGGGGCCAACAAGUACCCAGAAUUGGCCUGGUCCGCGCACAUAGGGCACUAAGACCCCUACCUGCGCCAGAAGAACAGCCCAGGGACAUCAUAUGCUGCCUCGACAACUAUCACCUUAAGGAAGAAAUACUACGCACAGCCCGCCGCAUGGGGGCCGUCCGCAUGGAAGGCCAGACUAUCUCCGUCUACCAAGAUUUAUCCAGAUACACCCUGCAAGCCAGGAGAGCCCUGCGCCCGGUGACAUCAGCCCUACAACAGCAGGCAUCCAAUACCGCUGGGGCUAUCCGUUCUCGCUCUCUGCAAGGCAUGGACAAGACCAACUCAUAG